AUGCGCAGCCUGUACCGGCGUUUACUCAAGGCGGGCGAGGAGGGCAGCAUGAUGCAGCGCUGCCUCACGGUUAACUCGCUGAGCGACAGCUUAACAUACGGACUGCGGCUUCUGCGUCUGCAUCGUGGGCUGACCACAGUGGACGCUAUGGCCCAGCAAACUCCGUGGUGGCGCGUGGGGAGGCGUGCGCGCCAGGGUUUGACACGCCGCUACUAUGCGUGGAGCCUUCAGUCGCUGCGCCUGCAGCUGCGCAGUCGCAACGCAAUCGCUGACGUUCUGGUGUACUUGCUCUUCAUCACCAUGUGCUUCCUUCUCUACGAAAUCUACUAUACGUGCCGCAUUGGUGUAAACCGGGCCGAGGAACGCUACCGCACACUCGCCAUCCCUAUUAUUCAGACCCUGGACGCCCUCGAGGCGGCACAGGCGCGGAAGCGUGAGUUGCGCAAGGAGAUGGAGAAUGACAUUGUGCGAGAGCGGUGA
Messenger RNA from Leishmania braziliensis MHOM/BR/75/M2904, 480 nucleotides. RefSeq lists its product as hypothetical. The record is from RefSeq and is a predicted model, not a curated record. The transcript has a single exon. Lineage: Eukaryota; Euglenozoa; Kinetoplastea; Trypanosomatida; Trypanosomatidae. The coding region runs from base 1 to 480 and encodes 159 amino acids.